Caenorhabditis bovis is the source of this 1560-nucleotide messenger RNA. Lineage: Eukaryota; Metazoa; Nematoda; Chromadorea; Rhabditida; Rhabditidae. The record is from the annotation of a GenBank genome assembly.
AUGCUAAUGGUGCCGAUAAGCCGAGAAGCCAAAAUCUGGAAACAAAUCAAAUAUGUUCUAUGCCCUACUGGAAACAACACAACCCUUGAAGCUUUUGGAAGCAUCAUAGCCAAAAGUGUUUCGUCUGGAUUAAUCAGCUUCAAUGCAUUGGAAUUUUUCAUGCGUGACGAGUUCAUCAAUAAAUACUUGACAAAUCCGGGCACAAUUUUGCAGGCAAUGUAUAUAGGACCGUUGAAAGCUGCAACUGUUGAAACAUUUGCGACGAAUCGUUCAUCGGAAUUCCGGCAGCAAUGUCGCGAAAUUCUGCGUGUCGCAAUCGAUGCCGCUCGAGAUCCGCUGGUGUUCAGUCUCCGCGAUCCCGUCAAUAUCGCCCAAAGCCAUCCGGACCGUUUAUCAUAUCAGGAAUUCGCCGCCAACACCCAUCAGCUAAUACGGGACUUGAAAGGAUAUUGCGGCGAGACUGCAAUUCAUCCGGGAUGGGCGUGCGCGGCUCUCAAAAAGUUCGGCCAUAAGAGAUACGUUGAAAAGACAUGGAAGGACGAAAAUUUUUACGAUUUGAUUUGGACAGUUUUAGCGCAGCGACCAAAUCUCAAAAGUUUUGUUUGUAAAUUGUUGGAAUCGCAAUACAAUGACCACAACGCGGCGAAAUUUUGGCGUCGAAUGCAGCCGAAUCAAAUGUUGAAGAAUCACAUUCAGAACUCUAACGUGAUCACAGAGGACCCAUUAAAACCGACUAGCGAAUUCUUGAAUUUUCCCGGCACGGUGAAAGCAAUUCGAAUGAUUUCGACGAAUGACGAAAUUGUCAAACUCGAAAAAACGAUGAGGACCUGCUUGAAAGUUGACAAAAGCCUGACGGUUGGUCUCGACGCGGAAUGGAGUGCCUAUGUUUCGCCUAGUAGAGCUACCAUUCUACAAAUGGCGAUGCGUGAAAUGGUCUACAUCAUCGAUCUUGAAUCCAAAUCAAUUUCUGACGAGCACUAUGAUCGUUUCAUGACGUUUCUGUUCCGAACCGAGGAGAUCCUCAAAAUCGGAUUUCAAUUCGGCGAAGACCUCCAUCAAUUGCGCGCCACAUUCCGAUGUUGCCUAGCGCUCUAUCGACCGCUCAAUGUGAUUUGUGUGGGAAGAAUAAUAUCGGACCUUUUGGAUCGAAUUGACAAUAGUCCCGACAACGAAAUACUCAAAAAGGAGUUUCUCCCGACAUUGAAUGACGAGCCGUUGAAAGAAUCGCUAGCGGAUAGUAGUCUUGGUAGAAAUUUUCGGUUUGACAUUCCAAAAGUUGACACAAUACAAUCGAAGUUCCUCAAUAAAGGUCUUUCAUUCAUCUGCGAAAAACUUUUGGGACGACCAUUGGAUAAAACCGAGCAGUGUUCCGUUUGGGAUAGGCGGCCUUUAAGGAAUUUACAGUUACGCUACGCUGCUAUGGAUGCCUACUCAAUGCUGCUAUUGCUGGACAAAUGCACGGAAAUUUGCAAACGAAUGGGAUUGCACAUCGAGGAAAUAAUGAAAAAUCAAUCGCCAAUUGUUGUUUCAUUUCCCUUGUUGAGCGAGCAUCCGCUGUAA